Molecule: messenger RNA, 7733 nt
Organism: Callithrix jacchus (white-tufted-ear marmoset)
Lineage: Eukaryota; Metazoa; Chordata; Mammalia; Primates; Cebidae
Gene: YLPM1
Product: YLP motif containing 1
Biological process (GO): regulation of telomere maintenance
Cellular component (GO): nucleus
Source: RefSeq, a predicted model, not a curated record
GCAGGCGUAGUCGCCCAAGUCGCGUCCCCGCCUUCCCGGUCGCGGGCCCACCUCGGGAGCGCCGGCGCACUGCCGCGCUCCGUUUACACGCUCCGGGGCCUGUAGGCGCCGCGAGUUCCGGCUGUCGCCGUCGCCGCCGCGGCUCCUUGAGGUCGGUUGCGACGAGUAACGGCGCCAGGACGAGCCCUGCGCCUUCUUUUUCGAUAUGUACCCGAACUGGGGCCGGUAUGGCGGGAGCAGCCACUAUCCGCCGCCGCCGGUCCCACCGCCGCCGCCGGUGGCGCUUCCUGAGGCCUCGCCGGGGCCGGGGUACUCGAGCUCGUCUACUCCCGCGGCCCCCUCCUCCUCGGGCUUUAUGAGCUUCCGCGAACAGCACUUGGCGCAGCUCCAGCAGCUGCAGCAGAUGCACCAGAAGCAAAUGCAGUGCGUGCUUCAGCCCCACCACCUUCCUCCGCCCCCCCUGCCGCCCCCGCCGGUGAUGCCGGGGGGCGGCUACGGAGACUGGCAGCCGCCGCCGCCACCGAUGCCCCCGCCACCUGGGCCGGCCCUCAGCUAUCAGAAGCAGCAGCAGUACAAACACCAGAUGCUCCACCACCAACGAGACGGGCCUCCUGGUUUGGUUCCAAUGGAGCUGGAAUCCCCCCCUGAAUCUCCCCCUGUGCCGCCCGGGUCCUAUAUGCCCCCAUCUCAGUCUUACAUGCCCCCACCUCAGCCGCCACCCUCUUAUUACCCGCCGUCCUCAUCUCAGCCCUACCUGCCUCCUGCUCAGCCGUCCCCUUCCCAGUCCCCACCUUCCCAAUCCUACCUGCCGCCCACCCCUUCUUAUUCAUCCUCCUCCUCUUCCUCGCAAUCCUAUUUGAGCCAUUCCCAGUCCUACUUGCCCUCUUCUCAAGCAUCUCCUUCCCGCCCCUCCCAGAGCCAUUCUAAAUCCCAACUACUAGCUCCACCACCACCGUCCGCACCCUCUGGAAAUAAGACAGCUGUCCAGCAAGAGCCUUUGGAGAGUGGGGCCAAAAACAAGAGUGCUGAACAGCAGCAAGCCACCCCUGAGCCAGAUCCCUCUACGAUGACUCCACAGGAACAGCAGCAGUAUUGGUAUCGACAGCACUUGCUUAGUUUGCAGCAGAGGACAAAAGUUCAUUUGCCAGGACACAAAAAGGGUCCUGUGGUAGCAAAGGAUACACCAGAGCCGGUAAAAGAAGAAGCUUCAGUACCUGCCACCAGUCAAGUUCCAGAAACUUCUUCUUCUGAGGAGCCCCCAUUGCCACCUCCAAAUGAGGAAGUGCCACCUCCUCUCCCACCUGAGGAACCCCAGUCCGAGGACCCAGAAGAAGAUGCCAGGUUAAAGCAGUUGCAGGCUGCAGCAGCACACUGGCAGCAACACCAGCAACAUCGAGUUGGCUUCCAGUAUCAGGGAAUAAUGCAGAAGCACACUCAGUUACAGCAGAUUCUACAACAGUAUCAGCAGAUUAUACAGCCCCCACCACAUAUACAGACCAUGUCUGUAGAUGUGCAGCUGCGGCAUUAUGAGAUGCAGCAGCAACAGUUUCAACAUCUUUACCAAGAAUGGGAGCGAGAGUUUCAGCUAUGGGAGGAACAACUCCAUUCCUAUCCUCAUAAAGAUCAGCUUCAGGAGUAUGAGAAGCAGUGGAAAACAUGGCAGGGACAUAUGAAAGCCACUCAGAGUUAUCUCCAGGAGAAAGUCAAUUCAUUUCAGAACAUGAAGAACCAGUAUAUGGGGAACAUGUCAAUGCCACCUCCUUUUGUUCCAUAUUCUCAGAUGCCUCCACCUCUACCUACAAUGCCCCCUCCUGUGUUGCCUCCAUCAUUGCCACCACCAGUGAUGCCCCCUGCCCUCCCUGCUACAGUGCCACCACCUGGCAUGCCCCCUCCUGUUAUGCCACCUUCUCUACCAACCUCUGUCCCCCCACCAGGGAUGCCUCCCUCUCUCUCUUCUACAGGGCCACCACCAGUUCUCCCCCCACCUUCCCUCUCUUCUGCAGGGCCACCACCAGUUCUUCCCCCACCAUCUCUCUCUUCAACAGCACCUCCACCUGUCAUGCCCCUUCCACCAUUGUCUUCAGCCACACCUCCUCCGGGAAUACCCCCUCCUGGAGUUCCACAAGGGAUACCUCCUCAGUUAACAGCAGCCCCAGUUCCACCAGCCUCCAGUUCACAGAGCUCACAAGUUCCAGAGAAACCUAGACCAGCACUGCUUCCUACUCCUGUGUCUUUUGGUUCCACCCCACCCACAACUUACCAUCCUCCAUUGCAAUCAUCUGUUGGUCCAUCAGAACAAGUGAAUUCAAAAGCUCCUUUGAGCAAGUCUACUCUGCCAUACAGUUCGUUCUCAUCUGAUCAAGGACUUGGGGAGUCUUCAGCUGCUCCAUCUCAGCCAGUCACUGCAGUGAAGGACAUGCCAGUGAGGUCAGGUGGCCUGCUUCCAGAUCCUCCUAGAAGUAGUUACUUGGAAAGUCCAAGAGGCCCAAGAUUUGAUGGUCCUCGAAGAUUUGAGGAUUUAGGGUCAAGGUGUGAAGGACCGAGACCCAAAGGGCCUCGUUUUGAAGGAAAUCGCCCGGAUGGGCCAAGACCCAGAUAUGAAGGUCACCCAGCAGAGGGCACUAAAAGCAAAUGGGGAAUGAUUCCCCGGGGGCCAGCAUCUCAAUUUUAUAUUACCCCCAGUACAUCCCUAAGUCCUCGACAGAGUGGACCACAGUGGAAAGGCCCCAAACCAGCUUUUGGACAGCAGCAUCAGCAGCAACCUAAGUCACAAGCAGAACCUCUUUCAGGAAACAAAGAACCAUUAGCAGACACCAGUAGUAACCAGCAGAAGAAUUUUAAAAUGCAAUCAGCUGCAUUUUCCAUUGCUGCAGAUGUAAAGGAUGCCAAGGCGGCUCAGUCAAAUGAGAAUCUAAGCGACUCUCAACAAGAGCCACCUAAAAGCGAAGUCUCGGAAGGGCCCAUAGAGCCUUCUAAUUGGGACCAGAAUGCUCAAAGUAUGGAGACUCAAAUCGACAAAGCCCAAGCUGUUACUCAGCCUGUACCCCUUGCAAAUAAGCCUGUACCUGCUCAAUCUACUUUUCCUUCAAAAACAGGGGGGAUGGAGGGAGGAGCAGCAGUAGCAACAUCAUCAUCAUUAACAGCAGAUAAUGAUUUUAAACCUAUGGGUAUUGGUCUACCCCAUUCAGAAAACAACCAAGAUAAAGGCCUGCCUCGGCCAGAUAAUAGAGAUAAUAGAUUAGAAGGCAAUAGAGGCAGCAGCUCAUCUUACAGAGGUCCUGGGCAAAGCAGAAUGGAAGACACACGGGAUAAAGGACUAGUAAACAGAGGUCGUGGCCAGGCAAUCAGUCGAGGCCCAGGAUUGGUCAAGCAAGAAGACUUUCGGGAUAAAAUGAUGGGUAGGAGAGAAGACAGUCGAGAGAAGAUGAACAGAGGAGAAGGCAGCCGGGACAGAGGGCUGGUGAGGCCUGGAAGCAGUCGGGAGAAAGUGCCAGGUGGUCUGCAAGGCAGCCAGGACAGGGGUGGAGCUGGCAGCCGAGAAAGGGGACCACCUCGGAGGGCUGGUAGUCAGGAGAGAGGACCUCUUCGAAGGGCCGGGAGUAGAGAGAGUGUACCACCCCGAAGAGCUGGGAGCAGGGAGAGAGGACCACCUCGAGGUCCUGGCAGUCGAGAAAGGGGACUGGGAAGAUCAGAUUUUGGUCGUGAUAGAGGUCCAUUCAGACCAGACCCAGGAGAUGGUGGGGAAAAAAUGUAUCCAUAUCACCGAGAUGAGCCUCCUAGAGCUCCAUGGAAUCAUGGAGAAGAACGAGGGCAUGAAGAGUUCCCAUUAGAUGGUAGAAAUGCUCCAAUGGAACGAGAAAGACUUGAUGACUGGGAUAGAGAGAGAUACUGGAGAGAAUGUGAACAUGACUAUCAAGAUGAUACACUAGAGCUCUAUAACAGAGAGGACAGGUUCUCAGCACCACCAUCUCGAUCUCAUGAUGGAGACAGGCGAGGCCCUUGGUGGGAUGAUUGGGAGAGAGACCAGGAUAUGGAUGAGGACUACAAUAGGGAAAUGGACAGGGACAUGGACAGGGAUGUGGAUCGGAUUGGAAGACCCAUGGAUAUGUAUGAUAGAAAUUUGGAUAAUGAGUGGGACAGAGAUUAUGGGAGACCACUGGAUGAACAAGAAUCACAGUUUCGUGAACGGGAUAUUCCAUCUCUUCCACCUUUACCGCCCCUCCCACCUCUUCCACCUUUGGAUAGAUAUCGGGAUGAUAGAUGGAGAGAAGAAAGAAAUCGAGACCAUGGGUAUGAUCGAGAUUUCCGUGAUAGGGGUGAGUUGAGGAUUCGAGAGUAUCCAGAAAGAGGAGAUACAUGGCGGGAAAAGCGAGAUUAUGUUCCUGACAGAAUGGACUGGGAAAGAGAACGGUUGUCAGACAGAUGGUACCCAUCUGAUGUGGAUAGACAUUCCCCCAUGGCGGAACAUAUGCCCUCCUCACAUCAUUCCUCAGAAAUGAUGGGGUCCGAUGCAAGCUUAGACUCUGACCAAGGCCUUGGAGGGGUAAUGGUUCUCAGUCAGAGGCAGCACGAAAUCAUUUUGAAAGCUGCACAAGAACUGAAAAUGCUUCGGGAACAGAAAGAACAGCUUCAGAAGAUGAAAGACUUUGGGUCUGAGCCACAGAUGGCUGACCAUCUACCACCUCAGGAAUCAAGACUGCAGAAUACAUCUUCAAGACCUGGAAUGUAUCCGCCUCCAGGGUCCUAUAGACCACCCCCUCCUAUGGGUAAACCACCAGGUUCAAUUGUAAGACCUUCUGUUCCACCAGCAAGAUCAUCUGUUCCUGUAACCAGGCCACCUGUCCCAAUACCACCACCUCCACCUCCUCCACCUCUACCUCCUCCUCCUCCUCCAGUGAUAAAGCCACAAACUUCAGCUGUAGAACAGGAACGAUGGGAUGAAGAUUCUUUCUAUGGGCUCUGGGAUACAAAUGAUGAACAAGGACUGAACUCAGAAUUUAAGUCAGAAACUGCAGCAAUUCCAUCUGCUCCAGUAUUACCACCCCCACCUGUUCACUCUUCCAUUCCCCCUCCUGGCGCAGUGCCUAUGGGUAUGCCACCAAUGUCCAAGCCACCGCCAGUGCAACAGACUGUUGAUUAUGGCCAUGGCCGAGAUAUAUCCACUAAUAAAGUUGAACAGAUACCUUAUGGAGAAAGAAUAACUCUACGCCCAGAUCCACUACCUGAAAGAUCAACUUUUGAGACAGAGCAUGCCGGCCAACGUGAUCGUUAUGAUAGAGAAAGAGACCGUGAGCCUUAUUUUGAUCGCCAAAGUAAUGUCAUAGCAGAUCAUCGAGAUUUUAAAAGAGAUCGUGAGACACAUAGAGAUCGAGACCGGGAUCGUGGUGUUAUUGACUAUGACCGGGAUCGAUUUGACAGAGAACGCCGACCCCGAGAUGAUAGAGCUCAGUCAUAUCGAGACAAAAAAGACCAUUCCUCAUCCAGAAGAGGGGGUUUUGAUAGGCCAUCCUAUGACCGGAAGUCUGACCGACCAGUCUAUGAAGGACCAUCCAUGUUUGGAGGAGAACGAAGGACUUAUCCUGAAGAGCGAAUGCCCCUGCCAGCUCCUUCACUGAGUCACCAGCCACCUCCAGCUCCACGGGUAGAGAAGAAGCCUGAAUCAAAGAAUGUGGAUGAUAUUUUGAAACCACCAGGCCGGGAGAGCAGACCUGAGAGAAUUGUUGUUAUAAUGAGAGGAUUACCUGGCAGUGGAAAGACACAUGUUGCAAAACUUAUUCGGGAUAAGGAGGUAGAAUUUGGAGGACCUGCACCCAGAGUUCUAAGCCUGGAUGAUUACUUCAUCACUGAAGUGGAAAAAGAAGAAAAAGACCCAGAUUCUGGAAAGAAAGUAAAAAAGAAGGUAAUGGAAUAUGAAUAUGAAGCUGAGAUGGAGGAGACUUACCGCACUAGCAUGUUCAAAACUUUCAAAAAGACUCUGGAUGAUGGCUUUUUCCCCUUCAUAAUUCUGGAUGCCAUCAAUGACAGAGUUAGGCAUUUUGACCAGUUUUGGAGUGCAGCAAAAACCAAGGGAUUUGAGGUAUAUUUGGCUGAAAUGAGUGCAGAUAACCAGACUUGUGGCAAGAGAAAUAUUCAUGGAAGAAAGCUUAAAGAAAUAAAUAAGAUGGCCGAUCACUGGGAAACUGCGCCUCGUCACAUGAUGCGUUUAGAUAUUCGUUCUUUGCUACAAGAUGCUGCUAUUGAAGAGGUAGAGAUGGAAGAUUUCGAUGCAAAUAUUGAAGAACAGAAAGAAGAAAAGAAAGAUGCAGAGGAAGAGGAAAGCGAACUGGGUUACAUUCCGAAAAGCAAAUGGGAGAUGGACACAUCUGAGGCAAAGCUAGUAUGCCAUAUGGAAGAGGUGUGAGCCUUUCUUCAGCCCAAGAAGGAAACUUUAAACAUGUUUGCACAAUAAAAUUUCAAAUUAAACAUUUCAACAAGGGUGCUCAGACUAGAAAUACAUGCUCUUCUGAAAUUCCAUGUUGCAACUGUAAUUCCUGUCAUAUUUACCCAGUGUAUAAGGAGAAGUUCUUGCAGUUUUCACACUGUGCUUCUGUAUUGCUGCCUGGCUGUGCUCUGUGGUUGGAACUGAAAUAAUGAAAUUUUUACUUUGAAGUAUGUUAAUGUCAAAGUUAUAUUAAGUUUGGAAAUCCUUUGAGGUUUAUUUAAUAAGUGUGUUGGAGCUUCUUUCUCUUUCAGUAAUACUGUACACUGUUGAACUGAGAACAGUUUUAUUGUUUGUGGGACUUCGUUGGUUUUCUAAUACCAUAACCUGUGUCCCUGUGCAGUCAAGGGGUCACUUCUUUGAGAUCAUGUAUAAUAUGGCCAUACUUAUACAUGUAGAUAGAGCCAUUUGGUACAGCAUGUGAUUCCAGAGAUUAGAAGACUGAUCUGUCAAAUCCAUACAUGUUAAAAUUUUGCCAAAAUGAGAUGAUUAAAAUUUUUGUGAGUUUUAUAAACUGUUGCAGUUUGCCUUACUGAUAUUACAAUGAUAAUCACUUUUAUGGGAAAGGGGCUUAGGAACAAAAAACUUUGCCGAAAAUGCAAAAUCUUACUGGUUUUUGAAGCUUGUAACAGUCAGUUGUGUGUGAAACUUUUAUAUUUGAAACAUAAACUCACCCUUUCUGCUGCUGCUUUCAUUGCACUUUUCAUACAAAUUUCUCUCCAACGUGGUCUCUAAAAGAUUUUUAUUAUAUACACUCUGCACCCUUUAUAGAAUUCAGUGAAGUGUGGUUAUGCUGUGUUUCUGAAGUUUUAGUCUUUUCUUCUUUGGCCUGCCUAAUGUUAGUGUGUUUAUAUAAUUUUAGAUGAUUCAAAAGUUUAGUGCUUCAUUGUAGCAAAAAAUGUAUAUAGCUCAUAAUAUCCUACAUGUAGUAUUCAAAAUCAAUUAUUAAUAACCAAUAAAAGACUCAACACAUUUUCAUUGCGUGUUCUUCUUUAAGACACCUAAACUCCUAAUUUCUGAAUCCACAAUCCCUAUUCAUUUAUUGAUUACAGUUUUUGAAUUGGAAAGCCUAGCCCUCUCAGAUUCAGUCUGCAGAAAGAAUUAUCAGGUCUGGUAAAACAGGCUCACUAGCCCUUUGCCUCAGAAAUGGUCAACAGCCCUUCCUGGUAUAACCAAAGAAAGUGGUGAUCUCAUAUAGUAAGCUUAUUCGUGAACAUUAAUUCAUGGUGAAUGCGCUCACAGCAACCAAAAUCCA